AUGAAUUUGGAGUAUGAAAGAAUAAAGUUUAUAUUUCCAAGUUUAGACAAAUUUAUCAUAAUGGACUUUAACAAGAAGAUAGCCUUGUAAGAUUUGAAAUUUACUUUUACAAACGUUCUGAAGAUAGAUUUAUUUUCAAAGUUACCUUAGUUUUUUGCUUCUAAAGGUUUUCAUUCAAUUUUAUUAAACUCUCACCAAAGCUUAAGUGGGCAAACAAAUUAAAAUUUUUAUUAGAGGGGUGGGAAUCAUCUUGAGAUCAUAGUAAAAUUUCAAGAAGAAGGAGCAUGAUUAAAUCCUAUAAUCAUUCUUAGAUACUCAGU
Molecule: messenger RNA, 320 nt
Organism: Paramecium tetraurelia
Lineage: Eukaryota; Ciliophora; Oligohymenophorea; Peniculida; Parameciidae
Exons: 2
Source: RefSeq, a predicted model, not a curated record